Messenger RNA from Labrus mixtus (cuckoo wrasse), 6899 nucleotides. It is a transcript of the gene disp2, whose product is annotated as dispatched RND transporter family member 2. The transcript has 10 exons. The record is from RefSeq and is a predicted model, not a curated record. The coding region runs from base 850 to 5316 and encodes 1488 amino acids. NCBI's taxonomy places the organism in Eukaryota, Metazoa, Chordata, Actinopteri, Labriformes, Labridae.
CUUUUAUUAGUUAUGGUGUUUUAUUUUUCUUUAUGUAUAGGAACAAUAACAGCCGGUCACUGCUCAUAGGUAGAGUCUUGUACCUGUACUCAAAUUGUAGAGAAAGGGUUUAAAUAAGUUGGCAUGGCAACGAUACGCCAUCACGUAGAAUCGCCUUGAACCAAUAAGGACGCAGAAAACGGUCACGUGUUUUGGGAAGUUUGUAAAAAUACUUUCCUAGCUUAGAUUAGCUGGCGUUUCUAAAAAAUAUCAGUCCCAGCUUUAUUAUAACUUUUUAGUUAUUAUUAAUGGUUGUUGUUUUUCUAUUUAGCUCGUUUAGAGAGUAAAAUUUGGCUACUAUCUCUACUAUGGCAAAAAAAAAGAAUAGCCUAAUGCCAUUUACCUGAACUCACCUCAUUAAGAUGUAGCACACUCACAUUCAAGUUUUAUUGUAAUAAACAACUGGAGCUCCCAACGAAGUUAGGCUAUUACGUCAACUAAACACUGCAUCAUUCUCUGUUUAUAACGUUCACUAACCAGCAGCUGGGUCUCCCGUUCGAGUCCACGAAGCCUUCACUGAUGCUCACUCUCUCCGUCACUCUGCGCUCCAGCACCGCGGCCGGUUGGACAGCGACCAGGCAGCGUCCUCAGCAUCACCGUGGCUCCUCCAAUCAGAGCGCAGCUCGAGGCAGAUUAACCCAAACAGCCCCGGUGCUGCUCUGUAGUAGCAGCCUUAGAAACAAGCCCGGACCCCUGAUCCUCGUGGACCCAGACUGGGCAGGUGGAAGCUGCUUGGUUAACCCGAUUUCAACAACAGGACAUUUAUAAUUACCUUUUUUUUUUAAUUCAGUUUCAAUCCGGAAUCGGGAAAUGGAGGCUUGCUCGAUGAUUGGAGAAAGCACGGAUGCGAUAGUGAUGGAUGAUUCUCCUACAGAUGAAAGAGAAAUUCAGGCACGCAGAAGUGAGAUCCCUCGGUUGUCUUUGUGCCCUCCUGACAGCGAGAGUGAUGCUGAGGCCCAGUUGACAGUCAUCCAGUCUGAAGGGGAACUAUGUGACAGCUGCAGCAGCCUCGGCAGACCUUCUUCCUCCUGCCAGCUUUAUCACCAAGUCCCCCAGUGUCGUCAAUCUGGGCACUAUGAUUCUUCACAGCCAAGAAAAAGUCCCCACUGCAGCCAUUACAAGCCAACCAAAUUAAAGACCUGCCAAGACUGUCAUUCAAACAAAACAGGUCCUCAUGCAGAAGGAGGGGGAGUGAAUGAAGUGGGACACAGUUGUAGUUCAGCCCAUCAGUCGUCCCGUCAUAGCGCUGUGAGGUGCCACUGGCUGCAUGGGUCAAAUGAGAGCGGGGCACAGAAACCAAAGCAGAGACACGUGGUGACCGUGAGGGAGGGAAGUCUCUACCGCAUCGUUAGAAAUUAUUCCCAGUUGAUAGUAGACUAUCCAUUAGCUGUGUUGGUUGGUUGUGCUGUGGUGCUGCUGGGAUGCUCACUGGCUGGACUUUUCAUUGGUCCACUUCCAGACUUCUCAGACCCGCUUCUGGGCUUCGAGCCACGGGGUACAUACAUCGGAGUACGCCAGUCCAGUUUGUCUGAGCUGCAGAAGAAUACAGGCCCGGGGAAAUCUCUGUCUCCUCUACCACAGCAGCUCAGUGAAAGUGGAGACAGCAGCCAUGACCCGUCCAGGCUUCGCAUUAAGAGGAUGCUGGCGAGAGAUUCAUCACCAGACACCUUCCUGUGUGACACCCCAGGUGAGCGUUUGGCUCAGUUGGUGUUUCGCUCAGAAAACUCGGCCAGUCUUUGGAGUCUAAAGGCCAUCCACGUCAUGUGUGAGAUGGAGCAAUCCAGGAUUCGCUCCCAGGCUCAGUUCCAGGACCUGUGCCAGCAGCCCGUGAGGGCGGAGGCUGAGGGAACAUCCAGAAGUGCUUGUUGUCCGAGCUGGUCUCUGGGGAAUUACUUGGCUGUCCUUACUAAUGCCUCCUGCUGCCUCAGUCUCACCUCACACCAGGUGUCUGAGUCUCUCAACCUUCUCCGGAAAUGUGCCCCAUACUAUCAUGAAGGACAGCUAGUGGAGGCCUGCGUUGCAAGACCAAAAACUGGCAGCUGUUCCUCUGUCCCGUCCCGCUGUAAACAAUCCCAUGUGGUGUUCCAAAUCCUGCACUUCCUGGUAGAUAAAGACUUCCUUGGGCCGCAGACAGUCGAGUACCAAAUUCCUACGCUGAAGUACAGCCUUCUGUUUUUACCCGUCAACAAAGGGGAGCACAUGAUGGAGAUGUACAUGAACAGCCUUGAAGGCAGGGAUCUGACAUACAACAAUACGACUAUCACUGGCAUGGACUUUGGCAUUAAGCAGUCGCUGUUCAAGUAUUAUCUUGCUCGAGAUUCGGUAUACCCGAUCCUAGCGGUUGUAUCUCUUCUUGUCACUAUGACUCUUUAUCUGCACUCUCUCUUCAUAGUGGCAUUAUCUGUAAUAGCAAUCACAGGCUCCCUCCUGACCACCUAUUUCUUCUACAAAGUAGCAUUUCGCCUUGCAUUCUUCCCCCUGGUCAACCUCUCAGCAGGUCUUAUUCUCCUGGGAAGCUGUUCCAAUCAGGUUUUUGUCUUCACUGAUUUCUGGAAUUUGCAGUUAUCUCAGAAUCCCGAGGCCUCGCUGGAGAAGAGAGUAAACAGAGCGAUGCAAGAAGUAGGAUAUUUGAUUUUGGCGUCAGGGUUUACUUCCAGUGCCGCUUUUUUCUCUGGUUAUCUCAGCAGCAUCACAGCAAUCAGAUGUUUCUCUGUUUAUCUAGGAAGUGCCUCGUGUAUCAGCUCAAUCUUGGCUUUGGUUUGGCUGCCUUGCUCUUUCAUUUUGCGCGAGCGCUACACACAAGCAUCCUCUGCAUCGGUAGCAGUACAGGGAUGGAAACCAUGCUGCUCCAAAAACCCUGGCGGCUUCUGGAAUACGAGCUCACGCAAGAGAUGCCUCUUCAUUCUUGGGCAGAAGCUGCGAGAAGUAAAAAGAGGUCUAAGUGACACCUCCAAUUUAUUAUUUAUGAAAAUCCUGCCUUGUGGAGUUGUGAAGUUUAGGUACAUUUGGGUGUGCUGGUUUGCGGUGCUCGCUGCUGGGGGCAUUUACAUGACUUGCAUUGACCCAGGCAUGAAACUGCCCACCUUAGACAGCAGGGUCACCCAACUUUUCCGCUCCAGUCACCCGUUUGAAAGGUACGACUCAGAGUAUCGCCACAUGUUUAUGUUUGAGAGACAGAGGAAUGGAGAGGAUAAACCACUUACAAUAAGGCUUGUUUGGGGUGUCACACCGACCGAUAAUGGGGAUCACUUUAACCCAAUGAGCAAUGGCUCUCUGGUUCUUGACCCGUACUUUAACAUGAGCCGUCCAGAUGCACAGGUUUGGUUGAGGGACUUGUGUGCAAGGGUUCAGAACCAAAGCUUUUAUUCCCCUCCAUCGCCUGAGGAUAAAGAUGAUAUGACAAAUAUCUGUCUUGUAGAGCAGCUAAUACAUUGGGUAUCUGUGAGACAAUGCUCAGAGAGUAAUGACUCCCUCCAUUUUUGCUGCAAUGAAAUCCCUUUCCCUUACCCCCCCAGCAUUUUUGAGAACUGCCUCAGUAUGAUGCUCGCAGAGAGGUAUGCCGAGGGCCAUCUGGCUCACAGCGGAGGCCUGUUCUUCCAGCCAGAUGGCAAAGUCGCUGCCCUUGUGUUGGCAUUCGGAACCACAUACCUCUACAGCUUCAACUUUAGUAGAACCAGUGUUUUCUACAGAGAAAUCCUGACAUGGUUUAACAGCGAAAUAUCAGGAGCACCACAAGGGCUCAAGAACGGAUGGUUCAGCAGCCAUCUGUCUCUUUUUGACUUGCAACAGUCUUUAAAAUCAGAGACUCUUGUAGUAGCUGGUUUCUCAGUAGCGCUCACAUUUGCUUUGCUGCUCUUAACCACUUGGAAUAUUCCACUAAGCAUUUAUGGGACUACAGCUGUAGGAGGCAGUGUUUUUGUCACUGUAGGCCUCCUUGUUCUACUUGAAUGGCAGCUAAGUGGCAUUGAGGCUCUGUUUAUAUCAGCAGCAGCAGGGCUGUCUGUUGACUUUGUUGCCAACUAUUGCAUAUCUUAUAGCCUAGCCCCGCAUUCAGACAAAAUUGGAAAAGUAGCACAUGCCACUAAAAGGAUGGGAUGUCCAGUAGCAAUAGUUUCUGGUGCAUUUUUCUCCAUGGGGAUUAUCAUGCUGCCCUCCACCGCCCUGCUCUUCAGAAAACUGGGGAUCUUCCUGUUUUUGGUUAAAUGUGUAGCAUGUGGAUUUGCAACCUUCUUUUUCCAGUCCCUUUGCUGCUUUUUUGGACCCGAAAGAAACUGUGGAAUGAUUACGCUGCCAUGUUGUUCGGAUCACAGUGACAGCGCUCUAUCUUCUUGCUCUACAGCAGAGCCUGGUUCUUCGUCGGCCUCAGCAGCUAAUGGGGCCUUUAGCAGACCUAGACUGAGCAAGAGUUAUGACAAAGAAGCAGGUGGGUAUCUGUACCCUAACCACCAACGUCAGCAGAGCCAGAAACAGACGGGAGUAGGAUGUGGGGGGCCGGAGCAGUACGAGCUUCAGCCCUUAGCUUAUCGACUGAGCGACAGCUUUGAGAACAGCACCUGCACCAGUAAGCUGUCCAACCGGCCCUCUGUGCUCUCUGAUGAAAUUGAGUUUUGUGGGAAAGAUGUGGACAAGAGUAGCGUGGAGGGGGACAGCGAAGGGAUGUGCAGCCACCAACAUAAGAUCUGUCAAUCACCUCCAGCCCUCCAGACUUCAUCUCCGUACAAAGAAAACACCCUGCGCCCUACAGGCCUGGCACAAGAAGAUGUAGCCAAGGACAAGCUUCUCUGUAAAACAUGUAAAGGUCAGUCUAGUCGGAUGAAGAACUGGAGCAAUACAUCCUUCUCCUCAUCUUCGAGCAUUGAGGACACCAUUAUCAGCCACACCAUGGAGACUUUUGACCAACUGUCACUCUGCAAGGACGAACAAACAGCAGAGCAGACACUUCAUCAAGGUCAUGACUCAGCUGAAGGGAUCCUCUUCUCCCAGUCUCAGAGCUCUUGUGAGGGCUUGGAGGACUCUAAUGACACAUGCCUGAGUGAAAUCAAACCAGGGCCUUCAAACACGCAGCAAUAUCAAAGAGAAGAAGAGGUACAGUUAAGACCAGGACAUCUAAAUGGGAGAAGAGAUACACUUCGUCUCUCGCUGAAAGAAACAGUUUAUGAGACUAGUAAUAAGGAACGUUUCAGUCAGAGUGAAGAGGUGGUUAUACUACCCAACAGUAAACCAGACCUGCCGGACGUUUGGAUAAAGAGAGAUGGACAACGAGAGGAUACAUGUUGAGCAAAGUUUGGAGAAUCUUUGCAACACAGUGCAUUAAAUGCUCUAAAAUUAUAUUUUAAAAAAACUAUUGAAGAAUUUUCGUAAGCAUAUAUAACACAAAAUAGGAGCCUACACUGUUAAUUUAAAGGAAAUAUAAGCCAACUGCAAAUGCAACACACGACAGCAUGUGAGUUCAGUGUUGCUGCUAAGGUUGUCACAGUGUAUGUUGGAAAUUGAAAAAGGUCAGAGCAUGUGUUUCUUCAGUCAAAAGGUCGAAACAAAGCAUGAGCUGUUGAUUUUCACGAGUAAAUUAAAAAGGCACCUUUUUUUCUUUGCACCAAUCUCACACUUGAAGAAACUUAAAACUGCUUUGUGCUGUCAACGAAAGAAGUGAUACUGCAGAGUUUACUUUGUGCCUGGAACACCUACAUAACCUGGCUAAAUACAAAAGUAGUGCUACCCGUGUGCAACCACUGGCCUUUCCUCAUACAAGAAAUUACCUUAAUGAGCCAUAAACAUUAACAGACAUUUGACUGGAAAAAAUAAAUAAGUAUAUGUAUAAAAUACAUGAGAAAUACAGAAAAGCUUCAUUCAGUAGCAAAAAUCUGCCACUACAGUCAGUGAACAUUGCACUGUAUUGCAAUAUGUAAAGUAUGUCCUUUGUGACUUUGACAUUUAAAAACAGAAACCUACAGUUAGUAAUGUGUCAUUUGUAGUGUCAUAGCUUGUUUGCAAUAAGUGUCUUAUUGUCAAUUUAAAAAUCCUGCUGUUUAUUCCAGCUUCAGUGACAAAAUAUACAAAAAAAAGGUUUCUUAUACAGAUAUGACGUUAAAUGUGGGUUUAUACAGUUGCUGGAAUAUUUGGGUGCACAUUUCAACAUUCUUCUACUAUUCUCCUUAGUGGAUAAAACCUAUGUUUUCCUUUUCACAGCAGUCGUUGAACCAUCAAAUGUCACUGCCUAAACAGCUAAUGAUUUGUAUAUAGACCUUGCUGCAGCACUGUUAACAGAAUAUCUGAUGAACAAAAAGCCUUCACAUACGCACCACAGGUGAAAUGUCACGUAAGCUGAUUUUGUGCAUCUCAAUAUCAUUCAAAUAAUUGUAUUUAUGUUAUGAACAGCAUGUGCCAAAUGUCUUAUGACAGCUUUUUUUUUUACAUGCUGAAACAACUGAAAAUGUGUGUUUUUUGUGCAGAGGGUGUGUCCUAUAACAUAGUAAGUAAAUGAGAAAUGUGUGUAUGGUCCCUAGUGUGAUAAUAAGUAUAUAUGUCAAAGCAGUGUUAGAGGUGAUGGUGGGUCAGACAUGGACAAGAACAGACUUGUGUCAAAUGUGCCUCUGAGCAGAGUUGUAUUCAUGCGUUCUCUUUAUAAGAAGUGUUUGCUUUUGACUUCUUGUCUGUAACAUCACAAUCCUUCAAAAAGCCUUCAAUAUAAAUCACCGAGCAGAGAAACCAGCCUUAGAGACACAUGAAAGCAACAACACAAGCUUUGUAUUAAGAAGAAAUAAUUAAAAAAAAAAAAAAAAGGUCCUAACCAUCAUUACUAUUUGAAGAUGCCAAUGCUGUUAAUUUUUUACAAAAGAAAUAAAAAACACAUUUUCCUGCGG